This is a messenger RNA of Corylus avellana, 1485 nucleotides long. Its product is annotated as GDSL esterase/lipase 1. Lineage: Eukaryota; Viridiplantae; Streptophyta; Magnoliopsida; Fagales; Betulaceae. Gene Ontology annotation, biological process: lipid metabolic process. The record is from RefSeq and is a predicted model, not a curated record. Gene Ontology annotation, molecular function: lipase activity.
UAGGCCAUCAAGGUGGCCCAUGGAGUCAGGGGUAGUUGCGGACACCCAUGAAUCCCCUCAACAUCCACCUGAAGCCAACCGCUCCCAAAAAUGUAGUCAGCGAUCCAUUGAGGUCAAGCCAGCUUCCAUAUAUAUUCCCACUACCAUUCACAUUACCGACCACUCGAGUCACUCGACGAAGCAAUGAAUGCUUCUUCUGCAGCGAAGGGAAACAUCAUAAACCUUCACCGACAAAAGAAGCAUAAAAUGCGUGUGUUAAGAGGAACCUUAGCAGUACAGAGCCGAUCGACAGUAUUAGCUGAUGGGGAGUCUAUGCUAUCUUUUGUGUGUGCUAAUUGUGAGCCUUCUCAACCCAAUCAGCUGCCAUGGCCAGGCAAAGCCUGAGGGAGAAGAACAUAAGGCCUUGUUUGUAUUUGGGGACUCCCUCUUUGACGCCGGCAACAACCAGUACCUCAAUGGUAGCGUGGAAGGGGGUGGAGCCAUUUCCUGGCCGUAUGGGGAAACCUUCUUCAAGCAUCCCGCUGGGAGACUCUCCGAUGGCCGCCUAGUCCCCGAUUUUAUUGCCCAGUUCGCCAAGUUGCCUCUACUUCCACCAUAUCUACAACCAAUUGAGCAUCAAUUCACCGAUGGGGUCAACUUUGCUUCAGCUGGAGGUGGUGUUCUUGUUCAAACCCACCCUGGAACGAUAAAUCUCCCAACUCAGCUAAGCUAUUUUAAGACUGUAGUGAAGUCGCUGAGGCAGAAACUAGGUGAUGUAGAAGCCAAGAAAGUGCUGAUGAGAGCUGUAUACUUGUUUAGCAUUGGAGGCAACGAUUACUUCAGCUUUUCCACACAGAACCCAAAUGCUACUCAGUCCUACCGAAGACAAUAUGUGGGGAUGGUGAUCGGCAACUUGACUAGUGUGCUCAAAGAAAUAUAUGGUUUAGGAGGAAGGAAAAUUGCAUUUCAGAAUGCAGGACCUUUGGGUUGCGUACCCAUCAUGAAAGCAAUGAAUCCUCAACUUGGUAGUGAGUGUGCCAAAGAACCCUCAGCUCUGGCAAGGCUACACAACAGAGCUCUAGCCAAUGUCCUUAAAAACCUAGAGAGCAAGUUACCAGGAUUCAAAUAUUCAGUAUUUGAUUACUACAAUGAGCUUGAAGACAGAAUUAAAAACCCUUCAAAAUAUGGGUUCAAAAAUGGUAACUCUGCGUGUUGCGGCAGCGGAGCGUUUAGGGGAAGGAAUUGUGGGAAAAACGAAACAGAGCCGUAUGAAUUAUGCAGUGAUCCGAGUGAGUAUGUGUGGUUCGAUGGUGCCCACACUACUGAAACGGCAAAUCGCCAGUUAGCUGAGCUGAUAUGGAGUGGAACACCAAAUGUCUCAGGGCCUUACAAUAUGAAGCAACUAUUUGGACAUGCUGGCCCUUCUCAUUCCAUUUCCAUCCACUAAUUAUUGCGUUGCUAAGUUGGAAGAGAAGAAGAAGCAUGCGGCAUUGUUCAUCUUUGGAG